AUGCCUCUUAUUCGUCCCAGGCAUGUGUUAUCCUUCAGCAGCGAAGAUGUGGUAAGUUCGAAAUGUUUCACUUUACUUGUGAAAAGCAGCUACAUCUAGAAGUUGAAUCAACAACUUCCCCUUCAUAAAUAAAAUCCUGAUUUCACAACUUUGUUAUUCCUAGACACAACCAGCACAAAACCUACUUAAAUCAGAAACGUAUAGGAAAUGGAGGUGUGCAUCUCCAGGAGAGAAACAAGCUUCUGUUAUUUUGGAGGUAAAUUUUGUGAAAAUGAUAUUUGUGUAACUUCAAACCCAUUGAGUGUCGGUGUUAUUUGUACUCUCUGUGUUAGGACUUAGCGGGCUCGCAUGGACUGGUAAUACUUUGAAUGCUCUUGUAUGAUUUUAAGAAUUGAAUGUUUUUUUUCCACUAUAGCUUGAGAAAGCAACGCAGAUACACUCCAUUGACAUAGGUUGGUACCUGUCGCUUCUUGAAGUAGGGAAUGAUAUAAUUGUUGCACUCAUUAAACUCUAAGCUUGAACUUGUUUGUAAUCUUUUUCCGGGAUGGUGUUGUUUAUAUCCUUACAAGAGGUCCUUUAAUUUGUUUCCAUGUUAGCUGCCAAACAUUUCUACCUAAGUUUGUUUAGAUUAUAUGCUCCAGUCAUCAAGUUUGUUCAUUUUAAUCAUCUGUCUGGUAGAUAAUAUAUUGAAAUCAUGAGGGGGGUUUAUCGCUUUCAGUUACUUCAACAUAAAUCAUUACUGUCUAGGUAACAAUGGUUCAGCACUUGUGGAAGUGUUAGUUGGAAGAUCUUCUUGGAGCCCUGAUGAACAAUUUCAGGUGAAGUCCAAGUUUUUUAAAUAAUUUUUUUGCUCUAGUUUUAUUCUGUUACAUUCUGUUUGUUUGUUUGUUUGUUUGUUUUCUUCUAUUGGAUACUACUAUGUACUCCAUCUUGUGCAGUCAAAAACAAGUGCACAGUUUUAGAUUUGGUUUAAAUGCUUCAAAUGACUGCAGUUUAUCAAUUGUUUGGAUAAAAAGGCAGCCAAUGAUAGGAAGCUUUGCUAGGGAAAAGGACAUGGAUAAUGGGAGACAAACCAGCAAAAAACGUAUAAUGGAAAAUUGAUUUCCAAGUGUUUUGAAAAUUUCAUUAAAAGAUCAUACAAGAUUUAAACCAGAUAUGAAGUUUAUUGAAUUACAUGACUGUAUCCAGAGGUGCAAGUUUUGAAUUUGAUGAAUUUUAUGUACUAUUUUUAGGUUCUUCUUGUUGCAUCGUCCUUUAUGAGCCCAGCUGAAAGUAAAUCCUUUACCAGUAUCAAUAGAGUGAGGAUGUUUGGUUAGCAUGAGCUAUCUAUUCAUCAUGUUUGAUUGCAUCAGAGUUUGGGUUUGGCAAAGAAUAUUUCAUUGUUCUACUGUUCUCUAGUAACCCUCUCUCAGAGGGGAACUUCGCCCUUUUUUUUUUAGUCAAAAACCUCAGUAUCAUUUAUUGCACCGGUAAACAUAUAGUAAUAGACCACUUUUUCUGUUGAUUUACUAGUGCAAUAACCUACCUGAUAUAGCGGGAGAACACAACCAAAGCUUGCAAAUCACCAGUCAGGGGCGGGUGAUUCACAAAGGUUUGUCGUGUUCUCCCAACAUCCAGCCUGGGCCAUUAAAUUGGUAAAAAGACAGUCAAACAUACUACAUUACAUCUUAUGACACAAUUGAUGAUUUGGUUCUAAAUCAACAGACUGUCUUAAAAUUGAUAAUUUUAAUUAUUCUUAUCACUUGCAGUUUUCUCCUUUUUAACCAGUAAAAUUAAUAGCUUGUAGAACCUCUCAUUACCACCUAAAAUCACUUGGACAUCUUAAAAGUUGAGCUGGUCAUUGCUCUACCCAGGUGAACAUUUAUUUUAAGUGUCAUGCUUAAAAUAAGGGAGACCACUGCACCUGUCUGCAGGACAUUGUUUUGAUAUGGUUAGGAGAAGUUACUUACAAAAUCUCUCUUGUGAUUUACAGAUUUAUGGUCACCCUACUUUCUCAGUUACUAAAUUAGGAUAUGAUUCCCAUGCCCAUGUCACUUUGAGCUUGUCUGAUUUUACCACUUUUCAUUUUUAUUCUAUUUGUUUUAUUUGAAAUUAAUUAUUAGACUUAAAAUACUCCUCUUCCUUCAUCAGGUGUUGAUAAGCUCUCCAAACCAGUAGCAACUCAGAAGUGGGACAGGGUCAAGUUGGUUUGCACCCAACCAUUUAACAAGGUAAUACACAUUGUUGGUUUUGGUAAUGAAAUAGAACCUAACCUUAACUUAACAGCAGAGGAAAAUAAAAAUGUAACAAAAAUAGAAAAAAAAUGCAAAACUAAUGAAAUCAUCUGUAAAAAAUUCCAAAAUCAAUAAAAAUUCCAAAAUGCAAUAUGUUAUAAUAGCUUUUUUUUCACCAUUCUUUAGAAUGAACGUUAUGGUCUGUCCUUCAUAAACCUCCAUUCUCCUCCUGAUGACAUGGACGAUGACUCUCAAGCCACAAAGGAAGCAAUGCCUCAUACUCCAGUGACAGUGAGUAUCAAAAAUCACCACUGUGACAAAGAACUUUUUGCUUCACAUCUCUCUGCAUGGCUCCUUGGCGAGACUUUUCAAUACAGAUUGAAAUAGUAUGUGAAGGAUUAUUUUCUUCUUUUAAAGUAGGUUAUAGCCUUACUUGUAUGCAAUCUUGAUUUCCAUAAAUAAAAAUUAAAUUGAACUUCACGAGAAUUUUGCAAGAUGUAAAUCCCUGAGAUCAAAAAAAGUAAAAAGUUCUACUCCUAUGUCGAAGCAUAACUCACUGCUUCACUCUGAUAAGAAUGCUUAUUAUGGGCUGCCAACCAUAUAAGCUCUCUUAAAUAACCAAUUUUUUUUUAGUGUAGGAUGUCUUUGAAGUCAAGCCAGUAGUUCUUAGAUUUAGUAAAUGUUUUGAUGUUCAAAUGUUCUUUCUGGUGAUAGGCUUACUUCUUUUGACAAAUAUGGUUCAUUUAUAUCAUGUUCCUGGCUCAUUCUUUAGCACAACAUGGCUAACUUUUUUUGAAAAGCUCUGACCAAUAUGAUCAUGAUUUCCCUUAAAAUCAUUUCAGGCUUCAAAGAGACUUGGACGUUUUACAUUAAAAGACGAUAGUGACACUGAAGAGAAAAAAAUUUCUUCUGGAAAUCUCUUUUUCAAAACAUUUCAAAAGAAAAGCUCUCCGCCAUCCAUGUCCACUGCAGCUGAAGUUCGAGCAGCAGCAUCAGCAGUCAUUUCUUCAGUCGACAAGAAAACAAUUGCUGCCAGCACUGCUCAGAAUCACAGGCACCCAUCAACAAAGGAUGGACAGUCAGGGGAUAGAGAGACACACUCAGUAGCCUCGGACAGACAACCAGUGGCCAGAGGCAGAGCAGACAAAAUUGGUGGUAGAUCUUCCCCAAAACCGGGCGAGAGGUAUUCUCAUAGGAAAACAAGCGAGGUAGGUUCUUACUUGAGAGUGAUUAAAAGUAUUUGGAAAUUGGUUUGUUUCUCUGUGCUCGGUAAUCGGUUAGAAGAGUUGCACCAGUUUUCCAUUCAGUUACUUGAUCAAUCACGUUUUCACGCGGUCAGGACGACUGUCUCCUUACGUUGAAUAAUCUUUUUGCCUCCGCAUAGGUUUUACAUUAUUUUGUUCUGUUCGGUCGUUGAAUUAACCAGCCGUGGUUCACUUGCCACUCGAGGAAUUUGGAUUUAAUUGUUAAUUUUUCACUAUUCUGUCUUGAAACCGCCCUCGAUUUUUACUAAUUGCUCGGGAUUUUUGCAUACUGAUAGAGUCGCGUUAUGAAGUAUUGUGCUAGGUGAACGCUUGUUAAUUGAAGUUUUUAUAUUUUUGUCUUUCAGAGCACCAAACGGAAGCAUGAAGAUUCACCAAAAGGGAAAAAUGAUAAUAAACCAGCACCACCAUCCAAGAAAAAAAGAGGUAAAAUGACAUAACCAGAGAUGAAUUUUUCAAAAUUGUUUCACCAUGACCGUCUGAAGAAGACCAGCAGUAUGCAGUCGAAAGGUCGCGAUCCAUAUCUGAAGCGACCACAUCGUGAGACAAACGCUUUUAUUUCUCUUUUGAUCUGUUAUUUACCAAGAUGAAAAACCACAACCUAUUUUACGACUGUAUUCAUUUUGACACCUCCACAACAUUUAUAGAAAAGGCAAACCGGUGACAAAAUUACCAGGCAAUAGAUAACUUUUUGCUGCUUUUUUUCAGACUCUCCUAUACGUGACGAAAGUUCUGUUCCUUUUGGUGAAAUUAUGGUAACGUUCGGCUUAAUUGUAAAAUCCACACUUCACGCUUCAGCUUGUUUGUGCUUUGACCUCAUUCUUAAACAAACAGUUUAUUAUAGGCUCUAAUGGGUCUCUUAUUGCUCCAUACAUUUGUUUUUUGGUUUCUUUAAGAAAGGCGUAGUGUUUGUUAUGAGUGGAUUUGUGAACCCUGAGCGAGGUAAUCUUCGCGAAAAGGCAUUGCAGAUGGGAGCGCAGUACAGACAGGACUGGGGAAAAGGAUGCACUCAUCUGAUGUAAGAGGCAUGCUGUGAUAAGUCGACUUAGCGAGCCGUACCCUGCUUUCUGCACGGUUACGGUUCUCUGACAUUUAAAACUGUUUUGUUGCCAAAGCAGUCUUGCUAUUGAUAGUACCUUUUGUAGAUGAAAAUGUUUAUCUUUCUUCUUCUUUACAUUCUGGGUUAAAAAGUGCUAAUGGGUGUACGACGGUUUCGAAAUGAUGCGUUUGGCUAUCGACGUGCGUCAGUCAUGUGAAACUGUUGGGUGUACUGAGCUAGAAAUUUUUUUUUCAAAGCCGUCAGACCUACAAUAGAGAUGUAGUAAUAUAUAUUUAGGCAUUAGCCUCGUCCUCGUACUUCUUACACUUUUUGCCCGCCUUCAAUUUUCAACUUACAGCGUGGACCUCAAACUUGGUUGAUAAGCCAGAGGUAUUCUAAAUUUGAACCUUUUUUGGCGCACGCUCUUACAGCAUCUCCGUCCACUCAUGAAUAAGAAUGUAGGAUCCUUUUCAACGAUAUUUUACUUUUCCGAAUCAAGGAUAAUCUGAAAAUGGUAAGAUCCGUAAAGAUACACGGUGUAGCAUAAAGGGACUCAAUGAAUUUUUAUAGCCCAUGUUUCUCCUUUUGUAGUUGUGCCUUCGCUAACACUCCAAAGUUCAACCAAGUAAAAGGUUAGUUGUUGUUUACGCUAAAUCUCAAGUAUGUGUCAGUGACUUAAGAAAUACAGUUGAGUUUUGGAUGCGAAGUUAACCUUCUGACUCAUGAUCGUCAGCAGCCUCUACUUUCUCCUUACAAUAUCACCACUGAAUCAAACAUCAGGUCAUGAGAAUAAAGGAAAUGAUCACCAACUAAACUAGGUCCUGGUGAUAUUAUGGUGUAAAGGUUAAAGUAAACAUAAGCAGGGUGCUAAGGGCUUCAUCCUUGUUGACGGCUGAAUUUUUUCAAUCUUCAUUUCAGUUCUGCAAUGACUUGAACUGCACAUAACCUACAAAGAUUUAUUCUUUACUUGUUAAAGGUCAUAAUGUGAUUUAUUUUGUUUGCACUAUUUUUUUUUCACUAAACUUCAGGGAAAGGAAAGAUCGUCACAAAAAAGUGGAUAACUGACUGUUUUAAAAAAAGCAGAUGCUUGCCCACUCGACAGUAAGUAACUCCGCUCCUGUGCCACAUAUUUCACUAAGGACUCGAGAAAAUUUUUGUCAGGAAAUUGGGAGAUGUCCCUUAUGCAGCGUUGCCUUUGUGUUUCGUGAGUGUUAAAAAGUGUUUUGUCGGUUUCCGUCCUGUUUCCGCCACUUUCGUCCGUAUCUGGACGCUUUCGCUCGAUUCCGGCUAGUUCCGUCCGAUUUACAGAUUAUCGACUUUUCCUCCCAAUUAGUUAACGUUCUUGAUGACUUUUCUUUUUUUCUGUAAGUUACCACUUACCAGGCGACAGUAGUUCAUCUGAGGAAAGCAGUGAAGGGGAGGAUGCCAAACCAGCACGGCCGCCUCCUAAAACAGGAAGUGACAGAAAUGAGCGGAAUUACAAGAAGGCCCCAGCAAGUGAUGCGAAUUCAAAGGUGCGAUAAGCGAUGCUCGUGAUUUGCUGGUCGUGUUCUCGUGAACUUUUAUCAUUAGGGAGAUUUAGCACCGCGUUUACGUGAAACGUGAAGGGCAAGAGUGACCACGUAACCACGUCCCGCCAUUUUUCCCGUUUGCGGGUUGCGCUUUGGCGUUUCUGCGUGAAAAUAAGCUGUUCCACGAUUGCCGUGUGUGUAAAAUUUUCUUCACUUUUUCUUUUACAGAGUAGAAUUUUAUUGGCGGAAGAAGGGCACCAAAAACUAUUUCCUAUAAGUCGUAUAAGGGCAGAUGAAGUUUUACGUUAAAAAUCCUUCAAAUGCCGAGGUGACAUGAACUAAUGCAAAGCUAAAGUAGAAAGGUUUACGCUAUUUUACGUGAAACAUGACGUUUGCCGUUUCAUGUAAACGCGAUGCUAAAUAUUUCUAUUGUAUACAACUCAAGUGUGGUACAAAACAUUUGGAUCCUCAGUCAGCCCAUUGGUUAUGUAAAGCAUGAAAUCGAAAAUUACUCUAUCUGGUCUGAACGAAAACGACUCUAAUUUGUUCACAUGCAGAAAGACGACACUCCCGAAGAGAGCGAUAAAACUCUAGUGGCAAAAGUCUCGGGUCCUAAUGAAAAGAAAGGUACGUAGACGCUGACUCACUUCUCAGAAACAAACCUCUACUUUGAAGAAUGAUAGUAACGCAUAGCACUGAAACAUUUCGCAAACACAGACAUGCGACGAAAAAAAGUAUUUGAAAACUAUUAAAAAUGGGGUAAUUGUAAAUGCCGGUUUAGAUUUUGUUGUAACUUUGCCGAGGCUUCUUCGAUCAAAUCUGUUUUCUGUAUUUUUUUUAAAGAUGCAGCCGGGAAAUUAGAGGAGGAAGAUGACAUUUAUGGUGGUUCAACUGACGACGAAUCACCUCAACCGGAAAAGAGUGGUAAAAAUGAAACUGCUCCAUCUCCUUUGAGCCCAAAAGAGACUUCAUCCAGUGAUCAUGAUACAGAGGAUGAAUUAAGAAGGUGAGCAUACCAGAACCUGAAAGCAAAUGAGCCACUACAGUAAUGGCAACAAGAACCGGGCGGGAAAGAAAUGGUUAUGCGUAUUUCAAUUAAUUGUCGUAAAAAGGCGACUAAAAUUAUCCUCAUCGACCAUUCAGAAAAAAGAAAAAUAAUUCAAGAAUACAAGAAGCUAAUGCGCUUUUGGUGAAAACCAAGAACUUGAUUGAAGCGCGGGAAAACGCGCGUGAUCAAGUCGUGAUUGUGUCUUUAUACGGCAUCUGAUUGGUUGAGGGGGCGGAGCGAGUUUUCUUGACCAAUCACAGGGCUUAGCAAUGCAAAACCAAGUCAAUCAAUUCGAUACGUAGUUGAAAAAAGCCCUAACCGAACAUCCCUUCGGAGGUUUUAGGUGUCAUUGGCGGGUAUUCUGACCAUGGGUAUUCAUUUCAUUGAUUUUAUUUUUGUAGAAUCCAAAAAGAAACUGGUGAAGGCGAAGAUAUAUAUGGCGGUACGACUGAUGACGAACAAGGUACGGGAGGAAAAGAUGGCCUUCAAAGAAACACCUCGAAUCCUUUUUUUUUUUAUUAAAAUAUUAAACUCAUGGCUCCUAUCAAUACAAGAUCUCAGCAAAUUCAAAAUCAGAACUAAAAUUGUUUUUCUCCUCAGAACGUUGUUCAAUUUUCGAGAAAGAAUUUUUGACGGGCUCAUUAUUAACAUGUACCAGGAGUUGCCGAUCUCUCUCUACGCUCCUCCAAUUUUUGUCAUAAAUCACAUCAAGAAAUUUUUAGAAAACAUGUCCCCAGACCUCCACCGUUUUUUUUUUUUUUUUGCAGGAAAGGCGGAGUCUGCUGACGAAGUCAUUUCAAGCUCAGAGGACCUUCCCCUGUUACCUGAUUUUUUCUCUCAUAAGCAUUUCAUGCUGUAUGGUGAAAUUGAUGGCAAGACCAGAAGACUGUUGAUAAGAUACAUCACUGCUUAUAAUGGGUGAGGGAUUUGUUUAAUUGUGAAACACUUUUUGUGGGCGUCAAAAAAACUGACUCACCAUCCUCUUUUCGGAAAUUCUUCUCAAUCCUCGGGAUUGUCUUUGAUGUCCCUCGUUACAUUCUCUGCAGAACUAUAGAAGAUUAUAUGAAUGAUAAUGUCGACUUUGUCAUAACCAAUGAGGAUUGGGACAAAAACUUUGAUGAGGUAAGUAAAGUGUGCACUUUGGCUGUUCCCUUUUGUUCUUAAGCAACUGUUUUACAAGCAAUACUUACCACAAUAAGACUAACAUCGAUCUGUUGUUCUGAGUCUAGGUAAUUAUGCAGAAUUACAUGGAACUUAUUUUUGCCGAUGAAAUGACUUGAAAAUAGGAAGGGAAAUUGAAUUCUUUUUUACGCAAAUUCUCAAUGCGGGGUCGGGGGAAAGAGACCUUCGUUUAUGUAUGAAAUUAAAAGAAUUUUAAAAAUCUGGAAAUUGACACAUGUCAGCCAAACUCAUAAUUGUCUUUUACUGUUCCCACAGUGUCUAUUUGAUGUGCUUUAUAAACGUAACCAGUUGUUUUUCCUCUUGUUUCCAGGCCCUCGAUGAAAACCCUUCCCUGGCCUUUGUGCGACCCAGGUGGAUCAUUGUCUGUCACGAAAAGGGCGCCUUUGUUCCAUUUCAGCCAUACAUCAUAGUUCCUUCAUGAUGAAGGCCACGUGAAGUUCACGUGAUCAGCUCGAGAUCGUCGUCAGGGUAAACAAUUACGACCCUGGUUUUCGGAUUCAAGCUACAUAUAUUUGAUAGAACGAAGAUUACUCAAAAACUAGGCGAGAAACGUCGAGAAAAUAUCGGUGUUCUAUCGUUUCAAUGACGAUAUUGGUGGUGCUCCAAAUAUUAGGAAUCUAAAUUUUAUAUACGAAUAAUUUAAUAUCCUUCCGAGUAAAUUCUGUGAACUCAAGACAUGUCAGGAAUUCACAAAGCAUUAGUGAUUGAUAGGCUGCCAAGCAGUAAUCACACAAUAACCACCGCACUUCACAUAUGUGCAAAGUCCAGACUGGCGUGUGACAUAAGGCAUACUCCUUCAGCAUCCACUAUCUGCCUGAUUAAGGGUAGACUAGGAUAUUGUACUAGAUUCUGA
Molecule: messenger RNA, 9108 nt
Organism: Pocillopora meandrina
Lineage: Eukaryota; Metazoa; Cnidaria; Anthozoa; Scleractinia; Pocilloporidae
Source: the annotation of a GenBank genome assembly